GCGUUCCAAAAUCUAGCCGACAAGGCUGAAAAUCUAUAGUUCACGUUACGUAUGCUAUAGAUUUUCAGUGGGAAGUAGGAUUUCAGGAUAUUUUGGAACGCACCGUAGCGCAUCCCUUCCACACGUGCUUCGUGCUGCGUAUGCAUUUGGCGCGUUUUAUCUCGAGUACCUUCGAACCUUCGGGAGUCGUCUCUCGCGCACUUGCAGGAACGGGGAAUCGCGUCACGAGGCCAUUUCGAAGGAUAUCGGGCGCGGCUGAACUGCGCCGCUCGAUUAGGGAAGGCAACCGCCGACCAACAUGUCCAAAAUACGGCGAUUGUCGGUUCGCGGCAUACGUAAUUUCGGCGACGAUAACGAUGACGCGUUGAUACGCUUCUCCUGCCCGUUGACUCUUAUCCUGGGCCCAAACGGCACGGGGAAGACGACCAUCAUAGAGGCACUCAAGUAUGCUAUGACCAGCGAGUUUCCACCGGGCUCGGAAAAAGGGAAGUCCUUCAUACAUGAUCCCAUGCUGACGACGACCGGCUCGGUGAGAGGCAUGGUUAAGGCUGAAAUAGUCGAUUCUGAAGGUAAAAGCUAUAUAGUAGCCAGAACAAUUGAGUUGUCGAAAGGAGGGAAAAGGAAUAAUUUUAAAACUCUCGACAGUACUUUGACUACAAUAAGCAGAGAUAAGAAAAAGAAAGCCUCGAUAACCAGUCGAUGUGCUAACGUUGAUGAGGAAAUUGGUGUGGCGUUGGGCGUUUCAAAAUCGAUUUUGAAUUAUGUCAUAUUUUGCCACCAAGACGAGCUUAAUUGGCCAUUUGACUCGGGGCAAACGUUAAAGCAGAGAUUUGAUGAUAUAUUUAACAGUACUAGAUAUAGCAAAGCCUUGGAUACUAUUUUAAAGCUUCAAAAAGAGUUACAAAGCGAUAUUCGAAGUCUAACGGCAGAGAAAAAGACUUUCAAAGUAUUAGUAGCCGAAGUAGAGGAUAAAGAGAAUAAACUCAAGGAUCAAAAGAAAAGGUUGGACACCGCAAAGGAGAAAAUAAGCGAUAUUGAUAAACAACUCGACCCCGUGAAACAAAAGCUUGAAGAAGUGCAGCAAUUUCAUUCGGAAUAUAAGAAUGUCCAGAGUGAGGAAGAGAAAAAGAAGAUGGAAUACAAUAUGCAUAAGGAUCGAUAUGACAAACUGAAGGAAACCAUAAAAAACAUCUUUGAUGGGACGACAGAGGAAUUGAAGGAGCUCGUGGAAUCAUAUGACUCUACACUGAAGGAAAAAAACUUCGAAAUUACAGAGAAUGAAGCCGAGGUCAAAGGUAUCUCCGAGAAGGGAAAUAGGAUCUCGAAUAUUUUAGCGACACGAAGGGAAACGGUAGGCACAUUGAAACAACAAGUAAAAGAUCAUGAAAAAAGAAUGGUUCGUCGCAAUCAAUUGCUAAAUGACGCACUGAAAGCUUGGAAUUUUGAUGCGGUGGAAUCAGAUGUAUCUGAAAUAGAGGUGAAGGCUCGUACAAAAAGAUUGGAAGAAAAGAUGCGGACAUUAGAGAAACAGGUAGAGGAAAAUAGAUUGACCAUGCAAAGAGAGGAAAAAGAAUUACAGAAGGAAGUUGAUAAGCUGCGUAGCAAUUAUUCGAAGAUCGAAUCGGAGAAAGUUCUUAAAGAAAACGAAGUAACAGAGAUAAGAGACGAAAUAGACGCAAUUCGAAAGCAGAUAACACAGAUUGGUGCAGCGGGAAAUAAGUUAAAGUCCCUCGAACAAAAACUUCAAACGGCAAAGCAACGAAUUGACGAACUUAGCAACGCACUGGAUGUAAAUUCCGUUAAAGCUGAUAUUGGAGACAAGAUAAAAUCCAGGGAUAAGAUUGAAGCAAGUUUAAGCGCGAUCGACGACGAAAUUUCUUCUUUGCAUAAAUUAAGCUCGUUAACGGCGGAAUUUGAAUUAAAAAAGUCGGCAUUACAAGCUAAGGAAGACGAGCUGGAGAAUUUGAAGAAAAAGCACGGAGAUAGCAUUAAAGUAUUGUUAAACAUUCAAGAAUUAGAAGAAACGAAAUUGAAAGAUACUUUGGAACGUGUUCAUCAGAAAUUGGAAAAAGAAACAAAUUCGUUAACGCGAGAGAUUCAAGCGCAAGAACGUAAAACUACUGCUCUUGAGACAACAGUACGGCAUAUAGAAUCCGACAUUAAGAAAAAGACGAUAGAACUGCGCAAUGAUAAAGAGAAGAUAUCUACAGUGUGCGAUUAUAAAGAUUUCGAUGAGACUUUGUUACUGCAAUCUACUAAAGUAAAGGAUCUUCAGGACAAGAGAGGAAUCUAUGCUUAUCAAGCUACAGCCUACAAGGAAUAUGUCAAAAGAUUAUCCGUUAAGGAUCCUUGUUGCCCUUUGUGUCAUAGAAAUUUUGAGGAGCAAAAUAAAGUUGCAGAUUUAAUAAAGGAAAUCGAAAGCGACAUAAUACGUAAUCAACCUGAUCGUUUAAAGUUGUGUGAGCGGGAACUAGCGACAGAACAGGAAAAAUAUGAUAAUAUGUUGCAACUGAAACCUAUUGUUGAAAAAGUUAUUCAAUGUGAAGAAAAUGACUUGAAAGUAUUAGAGGAAAAGUUGAAGAAGAUGAAGAACGGCGUGGCGCAGUCGAAAAUGGCCGUUAAGGAUCUAGAAGCGUCGAAGGCAGAGCCUGAGAAGAAGUUGUUACUGUAUAAAAAUAUGAUCGGUGAUAUUAAAUUCUGGGAUCGGUGCAUAGAUGAAAUACAGCAAUCGAAGAGAGUAGUCAGAAACUUGGAAAUUCAAAUGGCCAAUGCUGGAGUUAAGACCGAAAGGACUAUAGAAGAAGCGCAGGCACAGCGAGAGUCUUUGAAAACGUCUCUUAAAGAAAUUCGUAAUAAUAUUGAUGCAUUGCAAAUCAAAUUGAGCAAGCAUACCGAGAGAUUGCAGGACGCUAGAGCGACGUAUAAUGGUCUACACGAGGAGCAAUUAAAAAUACAUUCUGAUAUGCAGAAAUUGAAACAUUUGAAGGAUAAGCAGGAUGACUUGUACGCGCGAGAAAUUACCGUAGGAGAAACGGUGGAGAAACUACGGAAGGAUUUGGCACAUGCUGAGACUCAAUUGGAUUCCAGAAGUCGGCAGUUGGAAAAGACCAAGACUGAGAAUUGGCAAAAGCAAGAAGCCGAUAGAAAAUCAGUGUCCGAAAAUGCCAAACGUUUGUCUGAUUUGGAUAAAAUAUCGGACGAGGUCAAUUCUUUUGUCAAUAGCAAUGUACUCGAAAAACUCGCAAACUACGAGCGCGAGAUAGAGACUUACAAGAACUCGCUAACGGAACUUAUGGACAAGAAAAACGACGUAGAGCAAACGAUAAGCAAGUUGAAGGAAGACAUUGCCUCUCAAGAAAUUAAAAAGCGAGAGUUACUUGACAAUAUGACGCUACGUAAAAUUAAGGAAACCCUAGAAACCUUGAGAGAGCAAUACAGAAAAUUGAACGAAAAACUGAAAAAUAUGGAUUAUAAGGAAAUGAUGAAGAAAUGGGAGCAAUUGGAAAACGAGAAGCAAACGUUACUUCGACAAAGGAAUGUAGCGGUGGGAAAUCAGGAAGAGUUGGAGAGAGUAAUCAAACAGUACACGCAUGAAUUACGAAAAGAGGAAUACCGAUCAGCUCGUCAGAAUUAUACUAAAAAGUGCAUUGAAUUAACAGUUCAAGAAGAUACUAUAACUAAUCUGAAAGCUUACAACAAAAUAUUGGAUACCGCGAUGAUCGAAUACCACGAGGAGCGUAUGUCGACGGUCAAUACGAUAAUGAGAAAGCUGUGGAAGCACGUUUACAAGGGCACGGAUACAAGCAGCAUAGAGAUCUGCACGGAACCUACAGAACAAGGAGCCAACAAAAGGAACUACAACUACAAAUUGAUUCAAACUAAACACGGAUGUAAAAUGGAUAUGAGAGGACGUUGCAGUGCUGGACAGAAGGUAUUGGCGUCGAUAAUUAUAAGACUCGCUUUGGCAGAAACGUUCUGCAAGAAUUGCGGCAUUCUCGCGUUAGAUGAACCAACGACAAAUCUGGAUGAAGAAAACGCGAACAGUUUAGCGGAUACGUUAACUAAAGUGGUCGAGUUGCGAGCAAAACAUCAGAAGAAUUUCCAGUUGAUUAUAAUCAGCCACGAUGAAAAGUUCCUACAGAAGCUUGCCAAUUUGAAUAAUUACAAGCAAUUCCAUGAGCUUUAUCGUAAACACAAUGGGAUGACCGCGAUAAAGCUCUCUGCCUUCAACGAGCCUAUGAGUUCUCUAUUGCACAUUAAGGAUGAAGAUGAAUCUGACGAUGAAGAGCGAGUUAAUGAGGUUCAAGAGUCGACCAGUGGUACAUCUAGAGAUACAUCGAGUAAAAAGAGAUACAAUCUGGAUGACAACGAAGAUAGUAGACCGCCCGCUAAAAAGAAGUAUUGCUUCACCUAGUAAUUUAAAAUACACGUUCCGUUUUUUAUACCAAACAUAUAUUUCGUUUAUAUAACAUAUACAUAUAUAUAUAUAUACAUUAUAUGUAUUUUUUUAUAUAAUAUAUAUUUUAUUUUUUAUAUGAUAAUGUUCCUGUAAUUGAUACAGUAUAUUCGUAACAUGGUAGUGUGUAUUGUGAAAGAAAUAACCAAACAAAAGUUAUAUGUGCUAAAAAUACCUCAAGUAAUAUGAUAAGAACAUGAAAAUUAUUUUAUAAUUACUCCGAAGGAGAUGUAGUGUUGGUUAUUAAAUAAAUUUAAUUUUCAAAUGA
Messenger RNA from Temnothorax curvispinosus, 4724 nucleotides. It is a transcript of the gene rad50, whose product is annotated as DNA repair protein RAD50. Bases 299 to 4414 code for a protein of 1371 amino acids. Gene Ontology annotation, molecular function: G-quadruplex DNA binding; single-stranded telomeric DNA binding; ATP hydrolysis activity. Gene Ontology annotation, cellular component: Mre11 complex; condensed nuclear chromosome; nucleus. The transcript has 18 exons. Gene Ontology annotation, biological process: telomere maintenance via telomerase; double-strand break repair; chromosome organization involved in meiotic cell cycle. The record is from RefSeq and is a predicted model, not a curated record. NCBI's taxonomy places the organism in Eukaryota, Metazoa, Arthropoda, Insecta, Hymenoptera, Formicidae.